AUGGCGGAUGGAAAUAUUGAUUUCACGGACGAAAGAAUUUUCAGGUUGGUCCGGAAAAUAGCUGGCAAUGAACCUCUGCUCCGAUCCAAAAGCUUCAAACGACUGAAAUUAUUUCUCAAAAAUUUGCCAGCUUCGACUACAAAUCUGACCAUGGCUAAACUUUGGAAAGGCCUUCAUUACAGUAUGUGGAUGGCUGAUAAGAUGAUUUUUCAGGAACAGCUGGCGGACAGCAUCUCGACAAUCAUCCACACUCUCCCAUCGGACGAACUGUCGAUGAUGUUUUUUGACGCCUUUCUUCAAGUCGAGGCCCACGAAUGGCAUCUCAUUGAUGAUCUACGAAUGGAUAAAUUUUUAAGGCUGGUUAGGUUCAUGUUUAGGGAAACGUUCAGAUUCAUGAAUAGCAGCAAGAACAACUGGAGCCAGAUGGUUUCCAAAAAAUUUUGCUCGAGUUUGUCAAAAACAUUCAAUGAUCCAAAAAUAUCGUUGAAUCUGCUCUUCCAUAUUUUAGAUUUUUUUCUCGAUGAGUUGGAAAGAGUUGCAGGCAGUGAGUACCCAGAACAGUUCAUCAAGUCUGUUACUAGGGUCUUCAUAGACUGCAUAUCAAAAACAAACAAUGAGUACCUGGCAAAAGAAAUUAAAAAAUUGUACCUCAAUAAAAUCGCCACAUCCCAGUAUAAGAUGACUGAAGCAACUUUGAAAGAGAUGUCAUUCUCCAGGGCCUCUAAAAAAAAUUGCAAGAAUCGACCCAUCCUUUUCUCCCUUGUCAAAAAAAAAAAGGCUAAAAAAUCGAAACCCAAGAAACCUGCCAAUGAUAAUGAUGACAUGUCUACGGAGGAAAAUGACACAACUUUUUUUGCUAAAAAGUCACUCAAAUUCAGUUUGGUAGUUUCCGAGAUAUCUGCCCCCGAAAAUAACGAUGGAAAAUCCAAUGAAUGAAUGAAUGAAUGAAUGUAUGAACGAUUAAAAGAAUAAAUGAAUGUAUAAUUAGAUGAACGAAUGAAUGAACUAGAAGGAACAGAAUGAGUAUUAAAGAUAGUUCGUGAGAAUGACGAAAAAAUUGAAAAAGAAAUCAAGACAUGAUAUAUAGAACGAUAUUACAGUUAUUAUAUAAAUAUUUACAAAUAUAUAACACACACACGCACCACACACACACGCACACUCACAAUGAUAUACAGUUGUAUAAGAAAUUGUCAUGAAAUGGUUAACUAU
This is a messenger RNA of Helobdella robusta, 1209 nucleotides long. RefSeq lists its product as hypothetical. NCBI's taxonomy places the organism in Eukaryota, Metazoa, Annelida, Clitellata, Rhynchobdellida, Glossiphoniidae. Gene Ontology annotation, biological process: rRNA processing. The coding region runs from base 1 to 936 and encodes 311 amino acids. The transcript is spliced from 9 exons. The record is from RefSeq and is a predicted model, not a curated record. Gene Ontology annotation, cellular component: nucleus; preribosome, small subunit precursor; preribosome, large subunit precursor.